CCGCUGCCGCCGCCGUCGCCGCCGCCGUCGCGGCCGCCGCCCGCUCUCGGCUCCGGCAGGACCUUAGCAUCCUGAACCAUUUUGGAUACAUAGCCCUCAAGGUCAACCUAGUCAGAGUUCAUCAUGUCAAAGUUGAAAAGUUCAGAGUCAGUCCGGGUGGUAGUUCGCUGUCGGCCCAUGAAUGGCAAAGAAAAAGCUGCUUCUUAUGACAAGGUGGUAGAUGUGGAUGUGAAGUUGGGCCAGGUGUCUGUCAAGAACCCCAAAGGCACUGCUCAUGAGAUGCCUAAGACCUUCACCUUUGACGCCGUCUAUGACUGGAAUGCUAAGCAGUUUGAACUCUAUGAUGAGACAUUUCGACCGUUGGUGGACUCUGUCCUGCAGGGUUUCAAUGGGACGAUUUUUGCCUAUGGACAAACCGGAACUGGGAAAACCUAUACCAUGGAAGGAAUCCGUGGUGACCCUGAGAAAAGAGGGGUUAUCCCCAACUCAUUUGAUCACAUCUUCACCCAUAUCUCUCGAUCACAGAACCAGCAGUACUUAGUCAGGGCAUCUUACUUGGAGAUAUACCAGGAGGAGAUCCGAGAUCUGCUCUCAAAGGAUCAGACCAAAAGGCUGGAGCUCAAAGAGAGGCCUGAUACUGGAGUCUAUGUGAAAGACUUGUCUUCCUUUGUCACCAAGAGUGUGAAGGAGAUUGAGCAUGUAAUGAAUGUGGGGAACCAAAAUCGGUCUGUUGGUGCCACCAACAUGAAUGAACACAGCUCACGGUCUCAUGCCAUCUUUGUCAUCACUAUAGAGUGCAGUGAGGUGGGCCUUGAUGGUGAAAACCACAUCCGAGUAGGGAAGCUGAACCUCGUAGAUCUUGCUGGUAGUGAGCGGCAAGCCAAGACUGGGGCACAAGGGGAGAGACUGAAGGAAGCGACCAAGAUCAACCUGUCUCUUUCAGCCUUGGGUAAUGUCAUCUCUGCCCUGGUAGAUGGCAAAAGCACCCACAUUCCAUAUAGAGACUCAAAGCUGACCAGGCUCCUCCAAGAUUCUCUUGGUGGCAAUGCCAAGACUGUGAUGGUGGCCAAUGUGGGGCCUGCCUCUUACAAUGUGGAAGAGACCCUGACCACUCUGAGAUAUGCCAAUCGUGCCAAAAACAUUAAGAACAAGCCAAGGGUCAAUGAGGACCCAAAGGAUGCCCUCCUUCGAGAAUUCCAGGAAGAAAUUGCUCGGCUCAAGGCCCAGCUGGAAAAACGGUCCAUUGGCAGGAGGAAGCGGAGAGAGAAGCGGAGGGAAGGUGGUGGCAGUGGUGGGGGUGGGGAAGAGGAGGAGGAGGAGGGAGAAGAGGGUGAGGAGGAAGGGGAUGAUAAGGAUGAUUACUGGCGGGAACAGCAAGAGAAACUGGAGAUUGAGAAGCGGGCCAUUGUAGAGGACCACAGCUUGGUUGCAGAGGAGAAGAUGAGGCUGCUGAAGGAGAAGGAGAAAAAGAUGGAGGACUUGCGGCGGGAGAAGGAUGCUGCCGAGAUGCUGGGGGCCAAAAUCAAGGCCAUGGAGAGUAAACUGCUUGUUGGUGGAAAGAAUAUAGUAGAUCAUACGAAUGAACAGCAGAAAAUCCUGGAGCAGAAACGGCAGGAAAUUGCAGAGCAGAAACGCCGAGAAAGAGAGAUCCAGCAACAGAUGGAAAGUCGUGAUGAGGAGACCUUGGAACUUAAAGAGACGUAUAGCUCUUUGCAGCAAGAGGUAGACAUCAAGACCAAAAAACUCAAAAAGCUUUUCUCCAAGCUUCAGGCUGUGAAGGCUGAGAUCCAUGACCUCCAAGAAGAACACAUCAAGGAGCGCCAAGAGCUAGAGCAGACUCAGAACGAGCUCACUAGGGAGCUGAAACUCAAGCAUCUUAUUAUAGAAAACUUUAUCCCUCUGGAAGAGAAGAAUAAAAUUUUGAAUAGAUCAUUUUUUGAUGAAGAGGAAGAUCAUUGGAAAUUACAUCCUAUAACCAGACUAGAGAACCAGCAAAUGAUGAAGCGGCCUGUCUCUGCAGUGGGAUACAAGAGACCCCUGAGCCAGCAUGCAAGAAUGUCCAUGAUGAUUCGGCCAGAGGCCCGAUACAGGGCAGAGAACAUCGUACUCUUAGAGCUGGACAUGCCCAGUCGGACCACUAGAGACUAUGAGGGCCCGGCCAUUGCCCCCAAGGUCCAAGCUGCACUGGAUGCAGCUCUGCAGGAUGAAGAUGAGAUACAGGUGGAUGCAUCAUCCUUUGAAAGCACUACAAAUAAGAAAUCCAAGGCUAGGCCUAAGAGUAGCAGGAAGUCGGGAUCCUCGUCCUCCUCCUCAGGAACUCCUGCAUCUCAGUUUUACCCACAGUCUCGGGGGCUGGUUCCCAAGUAACACCAGCACCCCCUCCCAGGGUGGGAACAGCAUGGCCUUCUGAGAGAAGAGAUGAGCACAAAGCUGCAGAGAGGACUUAAGCCUAAUCUCAGAACCAUUCCCCCAAGGAGAAGUGAUGGCCUCUUUGCAGAUUAGCCAACUUCAUCUGGCUGAAUGUGCUGGUCCAAAUCUGGCGCUCAGCUCCUCUGGGAAACAUCCUUUAAUUAGCGUCUCAGAAAUGCAUGGGUAAGGUAAAGUCCAGUGGACAGCAAGAGAAUGACCAUGACCUUGCUUCUUUCUCUACUCUCCCACCCUCCUUUUCCCUUCUUCUUUUCAGCGUGUUCUUCACAUCUGUCUCCCUUCUUCCUAAACAAAUAAUAGGGAGUCAGACAUCCCCCUCAGCAGGACCGUGUAUAUGGGAGCCUCAGGUUUGAAUGACAGUGAGGUUGAAAUGCAAGCCCUAGAACUUGAGUAGGCACCCGUUCUUGAAAGGAGAAAUGAGAAUUCUAACUUGGAUCCAAGCCCCGGGAGGGCACAGUCAGUGAUCCAGUUUUCUUACCCCUCAGAGUACACCUUGCCUUUGAAUCUGCUGAAUGAGGAUAUAAAUCUCUUCCAGUUGCUGCUCCAAGAGGGUUCAAGGUUGGAAGCAAUAGAAAUGACAUCCCCUUUGCCUCCUGGGAGAAUUUAUGGAAAUAACAUCUUUUAAACCUCAAAACCAUGACCAUCCUGUCAAAGACCUAAGUCUGUAAGCCAGUGCCAUGUCACUUUACUCUUCAUUGUCACCAGAUGUCCAGGGAACACCUGCUCUGAAUGUCCUUGUGUAGACCCACCCUCUGCCUACAGAGUGUGCUCUGCUACAGGCCUCUGUUGUGGGAGAAAGAGGCUGCUUCUGCCCUCUCUGAGGAGCUUAGAGCUGGGGGAAAGUGACAGAGAGUAGUACUUUUCAAUUGCCAGUUUGCUUCCAUUUUGGCAGCAUAGAAGAGUGAGUAGGCAGACACUGAGAUGGAGACAGGCUCCAAGCAGGGAAAGGCAGACAGGCAGCUGGGAGUAGAGGAACCCUGUCUGCCUUCAGCAGAGAGCUCCCUCCAGGUGGAGCCCAAGGUGCUGGCAAGGAGAGACUGACUGAAUAGGUUCAGAGGAAAGAGUUCACAAUUCCAGUUUAUAUAGACUAGUUUGGUUGUAAAUUUUAGUUCUUUGUAUUACUGCAAUUCAAGCUUUGUUUUAUGAAAAUGUUUAAUGAAAGUAACUCAUUUUCCCUCCAAGAGAAGCUUACAAGUGUGUAUGGGUGUGUGAGCAUGGUGGUGCCUGUGCUGAGUGUGUCUAUGUGUGUCUGUAAGAGACAGAGACCAAGAACUUGCCCAGUUUUAGAAAUAUUCUAAUGUGCAGUUGCUGCCUUUGUCUGUAUUAAAGGCCCAUUGAAUGACUAAUCCAGGCUGGAAGUGUUCCCAUGUGGGUGUCUGAGUCCAUGAGCCAAGCCUGAAGGGACAGUCCUGAGUCCCCAAGUCUGCCACACUGACGCACCUUGCUGGCACGGUGCCUCAGGUAGAUGGAGAGACCCACGUGGGACUCGAGUUACAUUUUAACUCAGCUGCUCAGUCCCCAGGUACAUUUCUGGAUCAGAACCCAUGGGAAAGAAAAGGUACCAAGUGCAAUGUCUUAGCAUGCUGCGAAAUGGAGACCCGCUGCCCACACUUACCUCCUCAUCAAUGAGCAUUCCUUCUGAGCCCAGGGGCCCCUAUUCAGCAGUUCCUAGGGUACAGUGGAGCCUUCCCUCAUCUUUUCUCAGGCUCAAACCCUGCUUCUUCCUUCUAAGAAUUUGCUGGCUUGCAUAGGAACCAAAUGAUGAAAUGUAUAGUGGACGAUGGCUAUCUGCUGAAUGACAGUGACAUCUCUUGUACCACAUUUCCUCACAGCUAGGCUGAAUUCUGUAGGCUGAAAUGUUCAUGCAGUUGAAAACUUCAGAUAGUAUCAUACCUUGUCUUGAGGUGGCUCUUGUGCCCAAGGGCAGACAAGUGACACAUGGAACUUUUUCAGAAAGACAUAAGAAGAAAGGCAGGCUGACAGGCAUGAUUAUUAAAGCAAGUUUGCCUUGUCCUCUCUCAGCUGUGUUCAGCCAGUGGUCUGUGAAACAGUAAAAGGCCACCACGUGGAGAUGAAGCUGACCCUUUCCAAGCCCUUUCCUGGUGCUUCUCUUCUCUCAAUGGAUCCGAUAAAUAUUGGGAUAGAGCAGAUGGUAAAAUGUUUGCUGUCACCAGGAUGCUGCUGCUUUGGGUUCUGAAUUGAGCCACAUGUAUACAGGACAGACCAAGCUCCCUGAGGGACCACAUUGUCAUGUCUGUAAUCACCUUGGAUGUUCCUGACACUGGACGGCCUUGCAUGCCAGCAGCAGCUAGUGAAGUCUGGAAGCAAAUCUUGAAAAGGAUCUAAGAAGACCAUCUGGGAGGAGUUUGAAACUGUAUUGCAACCCUUGUCAGACUUUCCUACUCCAAGCAGUAGAAUGUAUCUUGCGUCCUAUUGUAAAAUCAUACACCUCCCAGACCCCUAGAGGCAGACCCCAAGGCCACAAAAUCAUAGGCAUGAAGCACUUUCUUAAGACUGACCUGACGUUGGCUUGCUCCCGUCUGAUGCCUGCAUGCUGCUUGAAUUGCUCCACUCACACCUCCGUGACCAAGGGCGCCAGAGCUUUUCCAGCUCAGGCAUGGGCUACUGUCUGCUCUUCUUGUCUGAUUCUUGUAAGUCCUCCUUCACUGAAUGUACACUCAUUGCCAAGUUUCUGAGAAGUGUCGAUUCCCUGCUAACAUAGGAUGUCGUUUCUGCCUCACAUUUCCCACUUGAGUUCAAGGUAUACUGUGAACACCACCUUGGACCAUCCAAACAGUGGAUAUCCAUCAGUGGAUAACACUGGAGCUAAAUAUACUCUAAAAACCAUGCUGAAAACCUCAGAGGGAAUUAGAUGAGAACAGAGUGCCUGGCAGUUACCUGUCAUGCAAGGCUUUGUUUUGUCCUGUUCAAAAUCUGACCCCUUUCUCUGUGCCCUGUUUGUUGAAUGAAAUGCUUUUGAGGUUAUCUAUGAAAGGAGUGAUAGUGGGUGGGCAGGCAGAGGCAGUGGGCUGUUUGGCUCCUUAAGAGAUACUAUUGAUCUCGACCUUCUCUUUGGCUAUCUUUAGACAGAGAUUAUGCCAAUACUUGGGACUCUUAAGUUUUACAAUUGAUAUUUAUUUGUAUCAUCUCUUUGUCUAGGAAUGUAAAAGUGAUUCUAAACUGAGAUGUGUAAUAAAAUCAAUCAGAUUUAUUGUAUCUACAAAAA
This is a messenger RNA of Jaculus jaculus (lesser Egyptian jerboa), 5653 nucleotides long. It is a transcript of the gene Kif3b, whose product is annotated as kinesin family member 3B. The transcript has 9 exons. Gene Ontology annotation, molecular function: ATP binding; microtubule motor activity; microtubule binding. Gene Ontology annotation, biological process: microtubule-based movement. Bases 124 to 2367 code for a protein of 747 amino acids. NCBI's taxonomy places the organism in Eukaryota, Metazoa, Chordata, Mammalia, Rodentia, Dipodidae. The record is from RefSeq and is a predicted model, not a curated record.